Messenger RNA from Girardinichthys multiradiatus, 1866 nucleotides. Its product is annotated as Golgi SNAP receptor complex member 2-like. Gene Ontology annotation, molecular function: SNARE binding; SNAP receptor activity. NCBI's taxonomy places the organism in Eukaryota, Metazoa, Chordata, Actinopteri, Cyprinodontiformes, Goodeidae. The coding region runs from base 151 to 789 and encodes 212 amino acids. The transcript is spliced from 6 exons. The record is from RefSeq and is a predicted model, not a curated record. Gene Ontology annotation, cellular component: endoplasmic reticulum membrane; ER to Golgi transport vesicle membrane; SNARE complex. Gene Ontology annotation, biological process: intra-Golgi vesicle-mediated transport; vesicle fusion.
CAAUUCCGUACACAAAAGCUCGGCUGAUGACGUGUACAUCCUGCUCUGUCGUUAGCUGGCUAGCUUAGCCACCUGUCAGAGUAAAGGGGGUAAAAUAAAGAGAAUAGAAAGGAAAAGGGGUACGAAAAGAGUUUCAGCGAAUCCAUAAAGAUGGAGACGCUUUACCACCAGACCAACAAGCAAAUCCAGGAGGUGCAAUCUCAGAUGGGAAACCUGGAAAGGACAGACCGCGAAUCAGUUCACUUGUUAGAGAAUGAACUACAGGCUAGAAUCGACCAGAUCUUCAAUCAUCUGGAACGUCUCGAGAUCCUGGCCAGUAAAGAACCACCAAACCGCCGUCAGAACGCCAAACUACGAGUGGAUCAGCUGAAGUACGAUGUUCAGCACCUGCGGACAGCUCUCCAAAACCUCCAGCACAGACGCUGCACAAGAGAAUCCCAGGAAAGAGAGAGGGAGGAACUCCUCAGCCGCACCUUCACUACAAAUGAUGCAGAUACCUCCAUCCACAUAGAUGAGGCCAUGCAGUUAAACACCGGUCUGCACAACGCACACCAAGGCAUGGAUAAUCUCCUGGGCAGCGGUAGUAGCAUCCUCAACGGUCUCAGAGAUCAAAGAUCAACUCUCAAGGGGACGCACAGGAAGAUGCUGGACGUGGCCAACAUGUUGGGCCUCUCUAACACAGUAAUGAGACUAAUAGAAAGACGAGCCACCCAGGAUAAGUUAAUCAUGGUUGGAGGCAUGUUGUUGACCUGCAUCUUCGUGUUCCUCGUCAUCAGAUACCUGGGCUGACCACCAUCCACCUUCUACAGUUGAUCAGUUGUGGACAUUUAAAGGAAUGCAUCAUCCCACAGAAUAUGACAUUUAAAAUUUAAUGUGAUUUUUUUUUUUUUUUAAUAAAAUUUGCCAUUAUUUUUUGUUUACUUUCAAUAGACCCACACCAUGUUAUUUUGGAAACAUGCUAAACAGUUAGGCUGAAGAAGUUCCUAUUUGCAGACAGUAUUUCAUAGAAUCUGAAACGUUUGUCGAUCAGUUCACUGCUUUUCAUAGACUUACAGCCGAACAUGGACUCUACUCCAGACCUUUGUACAAACAGCUCGUGCUUUAUUUUCCAUGAAGAAUUUCCAUUAAUGUAUGAUUGAAAAACACAAAUCCAAGUGUGUAAAAACAUAUAGUACUGUUUCAUUCUUUUAGUCAUGUUUCAUUACCUGUAAUCUGCGAUCCACUGAUUUGUGAGGUUUAGAGUUGUUGGAUAGUUUAACUGCCUAACACAACAGUACUAUUAAAGGUCGUGGAAAAUAACACCAGAGAGCGACUAUAAUGCUAAACAGUCUGUUUGAACCAUAAGCUACUAUGCCUGGCUAAACAAUAAGGAGUUACCACUUAAUGACCCUUUCAUCUUAAGUUUAGUAGAAAUAAUAAUCUGAUAUGAUUUAUGUACUAGCUGCAUAUCUUAGCAUUGCUAACCAUCCAUUUUUCUUAUAAAGUACUGGAAAAAUGUUUUGUGCCUUGAUGGAUAGGGCAGCUUGACAUCUCUGAAGUUGGGAUUCUUUUAUUUAAUAGAAAAUGAUAAAAAAAAUUCUAAGCUUUAACUUUGUCACCUUGUAUAUUACCUAUAGAAAUAGUCAUUGCCAUCUCUCAUGUAGAAAGGUACACAUUUUCAGGCAGUCAUCUUUUCUGUUUUGCUGAUCCACCACAAAAAAUAAUUUAUUGUAUCUUUUACUUGGUCAACAGUUUUAUAAUUUGCCAUUAUCUGUAUUCAGUUAUCCACUUUGGAAUACAUGUUUAGGUGUUAAUGAUAGCUUCAGCUUUUUGGUGUAAAUUCCUUGUCAUCCCGAUUGGUCAUUAUUAAAUUCAAUUUCUGUGUUG